GAGAGAGAGAGAGAGAGAGAGUGUAAAUUAGUACAAGAAAGACUUCAUUCAUAUUUGAACGAAUGACUACAAAAUACACUCAACCACCGCUAAUAAAUUAAAGACAGGAAUGAUGUGUGUGACAAAUUGUUGUGUGAGUGACAAAAUGGAGAGCCCUUUGCUCACCCAAGACAAAGAGGAGGACCUCACAAAAUCUGCCAUGGCAGCAUUUCGUGCCAAGGAAGAUGAAAUCGAGAGGAAGAAAACUGAGAUGAGAGGGAAAAUUGAAGCUCAGUUGGGACGUGUGGAGGAAGAAGCUAAGCGCCUCACCGGAAUUCAUGCUGAGCUCGAUGCUGUUAAUGAUCCAAUGAGGAAAGAAGCUGAAAUUAUCUGCAAGAAGAUUGACCUUAUUACUCGAGACUUGAAAUCUUUGGGCUUGCACUGUGAGAAGAAGGAAAAAGAGUAUAAAGAAGCCGUUGAGGCUUUGAAUGAGAAGAACCAGGAAAAGAGUCAGCUGGUUGCCAAAUUAGUUGAGUUGGUGACUGAAAGUGAGAGAUUGAGGCUGAAGAAAUUGGAAGAGCUUUGCAAUGAUAUAUAGAAGAGAACUAUUAAUUAUCUAGGAUACUGACUGCAAAUUUCAAUAUUUUUCUGCUUUAUCUGGUGUUAUUAUUGUAUUUUCUGGGUUUUUAAUUUGUUCUGGUGUUAUUAUAGUAUUUUCUGGGUUUUUAGUCUGUUGGGUUUGAUUGUUUCGAUCUUGUAUUUACGGGUGAUUUUCUUUUUCUUUUUGUUUU
This is a messenger RNA of Striga asiatica, 770 nucleotides long. Lineage: Eukaryota; Viridiplantae; Streptophyta; Magnoliopsida; Lamiales; Orobanchaceae. The record is from the annotation of a GenBank genome assembly.